Messenger RNA from Anopheles coluzzii, 2333 nucleotides. It is a transcript of the gene Ttc30, whose product is annotated as tetratricopeptide repeat protein 30 homolog. The transcript is spliced from 3 exons. Gene Ontology annotation, biological process: intraciliary transport. Gene Ontology annotation, cellular component: intraciliary transport particle B; axonemal microtubule. Bases 202 to 2166 code for a protein of 654 amino acids. Gene Ontology annotation, molecular function: intraciliary transport particle B binding; protein binding. The record is from RefSeq and is a predicted model, not a curated record. NCBI's taxonomy places the organism in Eukaryota, Metazoa, Arthropoda, Insecta, Diptera, Culicidae.
AGACGAAUUUCAACAAAUUUGGAAUUUGGAAAGGUUUUGCUAAGAAUACUUUGGAUACCAUUUCGCAAUUUUUUCUCAGUCACGUAUUCUGAGUUGGAUAGUUCGUUGCCAUGGUAAUGUAGGUUCUUCAACAAACUCAACAGAACUCCAAUUAAAUUCCAACUCAGAGCAAUAGCCGAGUAACAACAGUGUCUAUACAGCAUGUUUUCGCAAAAUAUGAUUAUUCGCGAUGGUGAAUAUACGAAAACAAUUUACACCAUGAUCAAGGAGGAACGAUUCCAGGAUGCAAUCAACACGCUCAACACUAUUCCAGAAUCGUCCACGACGCGUGCCGGCCUUUCGCUGCUCGGCCACUGCUACUACCAAACGCAGGACUUUAUCGAGGCGGCCAACUGCUACGAACAUCUGCUCAAUCUCGUGCCGGAUGUGCAGGAGUACCGCCUGUACUACGCCCAGUCCCUCUUCCAGGCGGGCCUGUUCGAGGAGGCGCAGAAAAUCAUCGCCACCGGGCUGGACUCGCCCGAGCUGAAGGAAAAGGUGCUCCAGCUGCAGUCGGCCAUCGCUUACGGGAAUGAGGAUUACACUGCGGCACAGUCGCUGCUGCUGCAGCGCCAGGACGGUAAUGGGCAGGAGGCGAGCACCAAAAACGACGAGGGCUGUCUGCUGUACCAGGCGAACAUGUACGAGGAUGCGCUGCAGCGCUACGUGUCGGCGCUGCAGGCCGGUGGGUUUAACCCGCACGUCGCCUACAAUGCGGCGCUGUGCCACUAUCGGCGCAAGGAAAACUCGCAGGCGCUCAACUACAUCGCCGAGAUUGUGGAGCGUGGCAUACGCAACCAUCCGGAGCUGGGCGUCGGUGCGCAGGCGGAAACGGAAGGCGGUGCGCGUAGUGUGGGCAAUCCUCCCGCGCUGGCUGCCUCCGGGCUUGCGCAAGCCUUCAAUCUUAAGGCGGCCAUCGAAUACCAGGAAGGCAAUGCGGACGGUGCGCGGGAAGCUUUGACCGAUCUACCGCCACGCUCGGAACCGGAGCUCGAUCCGGUCACGCUGCACAACAUGGCACUGACUGAUCCGACCGGCGGCGGGGCCGGCUUGCGUCGGUUGGCCUUUCUGCUCGAGCUCGGCCCGCCGGCCUGCCCGCCGGAAACGUUCGCCAAUCUGCUGCUGCUCUGCUGCAAGCACGAAAUGUACGACACGGCCGCGGACAUCCUGGCCGAGCAUACGCACCUGACGUACAAGUACCUGUCGCCGUACCUGUACGAUCUGCUGGACGCACUGAUUACCGCCCAGUCGACGCCGGAAGAGGCAGAACAGAAGCUCGGCACGCUGGCGAGCAGCAUCGGGGGCAGGCUGCGUGCGCUGGCGGCCAAGGUGCAGGAGUGCCGGUCGGCCACGGAUCAGAACGCGCUGCGCAUGGCGCUGCGCGAGUAUGAGGGAGCGCUCGAGAGCUACCUGCCGGUGGCGAUGGCCCGCGCCUGGAUACCGUGGCGCAUGGACGAUUUUCAGGGCGCCGAGCGGGAGUUUCGGGCCAGCGCCGAGUUCUGCUCGGAGACGCCCUCCUGGCGGCUGCACGCCGCCCACGUGCUUUUUAUGCGCGGCGAUCGGUACAAGGAGGCGGCCGCCUUCUACGAACCGAUCGUGCGCCAAAACUACGACGACAUACUGUCGAUACCGGCCUCGGUGCUGGCGAACCUGUGCGUCGCGUACAUCAUGACCUCGCAGAACGAGGAAGCGGAAGAGCUGAUGCGCAAGGUGGAACGGGCGGAGGAGCGCAAGGGCAACGCGACGGGGCAGUGUUUGCAUCUGUGCAUCGUCAACCUCGUGAUCGGGACGCUGUACUGCGCGAAGAACAAUUACGAGUUUGGCCUGUCGCGGAUCGCGCACGCACUGGACGGUGGCUCGGGAGCGCGCCUGUGCGCCGACACGUGGAUCCACGUGAAGCGGUGCGUGCUUGGGCUGCUCACCGGCAUGGCGAAGCAGACGAUCGUGCUGCCGUCGAUCGCGCUGCAGGAAACGCUGAAUUUCCUGCGCGCUUGCGAAGCGUACGGCCUUACCAUUCCGUCUGUGUUGACCGGACCGCUGGAGGAUUCGGGCGAGCAGCCACCAACGAUCGGGCUGGAGGCCCGGAAGCUGCGUGCACUGUUGCUACGGUUGAUGGAGUACAAGUAGAGGAGAUCUUAACCGUAAUGCUGAACUAGAAAGUGCUCUACCGUGCUCUUAUAUGGUAAGUACAAGGUAAGGAGUUCAUUUUUGGAGUUAGAACUUCGCUUUAAACCUGUUUUAUUGUAUUUAUCAUAAAAAAAUAAUUGUAACAAUAUUCAUAUCAUCCACCCGAA